UGUCCCCCAAAGCACAAUUGGCGCAUACGGCCAACAAAUCUAUUUACACCAUUUUAAUUCAAAGUUUCUACGGUUUAUUCAUGCAUUGAGCAUACAUUGAGCUGUCCAGCAGACGGUGUUACGUCGUGUAUUACAGGCCCAACAACGGUUUCCGCUCUUCCCCCACUUCCCCCGUUCCCACCCGCUGAACGAAAACAAUUCACUCACCGCUGCUUCAAUCGAACAAGUUUAAAAGAGCGAGAGAGAGAGAGAGAGAGAGGAACGCAGAAAGAGAAAAGACUGAGAGAGUGAGAGAGCGAGAGCGAUAGAACGCGCGUUCGUUAAACCAGAAUCUAGAGCCGAUCGACUGCGGUUGAAAUUCGUAUAUAUAGGAAAGCAAAAACAAAACAAAAUGCUAUGCCGCAAGGUAUUGCGUUCAGUGAUUAAACCUAGCCAGCUGCGUCUAGGUGUGCGUAUCGUAACCCAAUUCGGAGCCAUGGACGAUCUACAGACUCGCACAGCCCACAACAGCAACCCCAACAGCAGCAGCAGCAGCAGCAGCAGUGGUGUUGGGUCGCCGGUCUUGCCAAGGACACAGAAUCUAGGAACAGCAGCCACAUCCAUGGUCGAGCUGCAGCAUUCAAAUGGUGCUCCAUUAGAAGCACCAACAGCAGCAGCACCAACAACAGCAGCACCAACGACGGCAGCUCCGGCAGCAAUCUCUGCCACAGUGAACGAUGGCGUGCUCUUCGAGGAUCUCGUCUUCUAUCCCAAGGGACGCGAGCGUUCCGACAGUCGACAGGAUAAAGAGACUUUGGCCCGUGAGUUGGCCGAAUUUCAUGAAGCCGUCGAGAUGUUCACACAAAUCAAGCCAAACGCGCAAAGCAUUCGGGAUUCCAUAUCGAAUCUGAAGCUCAAUUCGUUAAGGGAUACGAUCAAGUAUCUAGAACGCAGCGGUCUCACACUGUCCGCCGUAGAGAAGUUGUCCGUUAUUCAUGUGGCCGGCACCAAGGGCAAGGGUUCCACCUGUGCUUUGACUGAAUCGAUCUUGCGGCAAUAUGGAGUACGCACCGGAUUCUUCAGCUCGCCGCAUUUGGUGUCGAUCACCGAACGCUUUCGCAUCAACGGCGUCCCGCUGGCGAGGAACAAGUUCACGCGUCACUUUUGGCAUGUGUACAACAACCUGAUGUCGAAGCGUGAAUACGAUAAGGAUAUGCCACCAUUUUUCAUGUUCCUAACCAUACUCGGCUUUCACGCCUUUCUCGAGGAGCGCGUCGAUGUUGUGGUCCUCGAAGUGGGCAUCGGAGGAGAAUGCGAUUGCACAAACGUGUUGCGCAACGUGAAGACCGUGGGCAUCACAUCGCUGGCAUUGGAGCACACCGAUCUCUUGGGCACAACCAUCAAGCAGAUUGCGUGGCAAAAGGGCGGCAUCAUCAAGCCCGGAUCGAAUGUCUAUACCCAUGUGACGGAUCCCGUUUGCCUUGAGGUGAUCCGCGAACGCGUCGCCGAGAAGAAGGCAACCCUGCAUCAGGUCCUCGAAACGGAGGCCUACUUCAAAUACAAUCUGUAUGCGCACUAUUUCGAUACGUUCAACGAUUAUGUCCGUCUCAAUGGCGCCUUGGCCAUUCAGUUGGCCUACGAUUGGCUGCGACAGGCGAAGGGACGAUUCCACGAGGACAAUCCCAUCAAUGAUCUGCACAUGACCACCGAGGUGCUGCGUGGUUUGGUCACCGCCCACUGGCCCGGUCGCUGUCAGCUGGUCGAGUACAAUAACAUGCGGGUCCAUCUCGAUGGUGCCCACACCAUUGAGAGCAUGCGCAUCUGCUUGGACUGGUACAUCAAGAGCACCAAGCGAACUCCAUCGAACCCCAAGAUAUUGAUAUUUAAUCGCACCGGCGGCUCGGAUCCCUCGGGCAUAGUCAACUUGGUCCACAACACGAUCAACUUUGACAUGGUGUGCUUUACGCCCAACAUUGCGCAUCCGCAGAAGCGUGAUCCCAGCCAGUCGACGAAAUAUACGAGUGCGCGACAGCAGCGUCAUCGUGCCCAGAUCAUUGCCAAAGUGUGGGAGUCGAUGUCCGAGGCGAAGCAACAGAUCAACAAGGGACAAUUGUACAACACAUGCUGGGAGGCUCUCACUGCGGUCCGAGCUCGUUAUCCCGCUCCCAUUGAGCUCGACUUGCUCGUAACGGGUUCGAUUCAUUUGCUCGGUGCCGUCAUCACAGCGAUCGAUCAGUUCCAAUCGCCAGUUCAGGCAACAGCAAUAUCAACAUCUCCAUCGUCAUCCAUACAAUCCGCAACAAUUCCGAUUGUUGAUCGGUCGCCGGUCAGUGAAUCAAAGUGUGAAAACCUCUCAAAAUUUUAACGUAAUCACAAAAAAAAAAACAGUAACAAAAUUGUUUGUUAAGUUUUUCCUAGUUUAUUAUCACCCCAUCAUCAUCAAUAACUUUCA
Molecule: messenger RNA, 2431 nt
Organism: Drosophila sulfurigaster albostrigata
Lineage: Eukaryota; Metazoa; Arthropoda; Insecta; Diptera; Drosophilidae
Gene: Fpgs1
Product: folylpolyglutamate synthase, mitochondrial
Exons: 5
Coding region: 392-2344 (650 amino acids)
Biological process (GO): tetrahydrofolylpolyglutamate biosynthetic process
Cellular component (GO): cytosol; mitochondrion; cytoplasm
Molecular function (GO): ATP binding; tetrahydrofolylpolyglutamate synthase activity
Source: RefSeq, a predicted model, not a curated record